Molecule: messenger RNA, 995 nt
Organism: Drosophila suzukii
Lineage: Eukaryota; Metazoa; Arthropoda; Insecta; Diptera; Drosophilidae
Product: UPF0193 protein EVG1 homolog
Source: RefSeq, a predicted model, not a curated record
CGGCGUAAAACAACUUCACACCGAGGUCAGCCUUCAAACACGCCACACGAAAUUGUAGAAGCGAUUUUCCAUAUAAACGAGUUGUACUUUUCCGGAUCAAAAAUUACUAGAUUUACAGAAUGAGCCGACAUCGGUUUAACAACGUCCAGGUCAAGGCGCUUCCCGGGGGUCUGAUGGCCCAUCGAGAACCAGAAGCGGAUGGCGGCCAGCCCACUACCCAGAAGAUGCCCAUGUGGCCCAGCGAACGCAUUGCCCCGGGCGGCUCUGGAGCAUUCCACUCCGCCAAGGUUGAGUAUAGCAAAGAGACAGCGGAUCUGAUACGAUUGCUUGUCAAAGAGUCAAAGAUGUCUAUGAUGGUUCGCAAACAGAUCGAUGAGAGCCUGCGUAACGGGGAGCCAUUGCCGCUUCCUGAGCCGCCGCGUCCAAACACCAAAAACGAUGUGGACAGGGAGACACUGGCCAUUUUGGAGCGUGCGCGCAAUGCCAAGCGCAAGAAUCUCCGCCAAAUUGAGGCGAGCGGAGCUUACAAGCUGAGUUAUUACCGUCCGCCUGCCGACAACCGAAUGGCCGGGGAGAAGGCCAAGUCCCAACUUCAGUUCACUAUGGCCGGUACUCAUCUGCCGGACCCGGCCAUCAAGCCGCGACGUCGUCCACGCGAGGAGCAACUAGUGACGGAGGAGGACCUCAUCAAUGAGCUAUUGGACCAAAUCAACGAGCGGGCCGAAUGGCUGACAGAAAUGGAAUCCAUGGGCCAGGGCAAGAAGUAUCGUCCGGAGAUCCGCGAGCAGAUUGCCGAGCGAUUGCGUCGCAUCCAGGCGCUGGAAUCCAAGAUGAAGAUGAAGUCCGAUGGUGGCUUCCGUUUUGUGGACUAAGUGUGUUGUUCUGUUAUUCAAGUUUUACGGGUUCCUUGAGACGAGCAUUAAAAGCCAAGAUUCAUUCGAAUUUUGUGGGAAUUUGUGUUAACACUCGAUUAAUAAAUAGCUUUAUUCAACUUA